Molecule: messenger RNA, 4120 nt
Organism: Ciona intestinalis (vase tunicate)
Lineage: Eukaryota; Metazoa; Chordata; Ascidiacea; Phlebobranchia; Cionidae
Product: tudor domain-containing protein 7B
Source: RefSeq, a predicted model, not a curated record
UUGUGUGUUGUAUUUCCAGUGCAUAUUAAUAAGAGGUGAAUAAACAUGUCAGAUUUAGAGAAUGUCAAAAAGAAUUUGCGAUCUGUUCUGUUAUCAUCGAAACAAGGAAUUGUUGCCAAACAUUUGCAAAGGGAAUACAGAGAGCUAAAUGGAGAAUUUAUUCCCCAUCAAAAGUUAUCUUUUUGCUCACUUGAAGAGUUCAUAAGAAGUCUUUCUGAUGUUUGCAGGGUUGGAUACAACAAUCAAAAUGAACUGACUUACUUUGCUCUUACGGAUGGUUCUACUCAGCAUAUUAAGAAAAUGGUAGCGAACCAAAGACCUGGGAAAAAAAAGUCAAAGCCAUCGAGUUUCAAGCGAAACCAGUUUGCGCAGCGUCCUAAAUCGCAAUAUCAUCACGGAAGUGGUUGGUUUAACGCACCACCUAGGUUCAGAAAGCACAAUACGAUAAAAACUACGUUCAAACAGCACACUGUACAUGUUUCUCCAAAUACGAUGACGAUAAACGUUAAAAACCCUCAGUAUACAAGUAAUAAAGUUGCUCCAGCAACACCAGCGGUUGUAAAAUCAAAUCUUGCUAAUUUGUUGAAAAGCAAUCCUGCGGGAAUACAUUCGUGUCAUCUGGCAAGAUUGUACAAGGAAACUUUUAAGCAGGAGUUGCCUGAUAAGUUUGUUCAAGAUAUUUUGGAUGGAAAGUUGCCAGAAUAUGCAAGAGUGGAUAAAAUAAGCAUUGGGAAUGAAACAAAAGCAAUUCUGUUGUCCGUAAACAAAGUUCAGACCAAGAGAAAUAUGCAGCAAGCGACAAAUUUGCAAAUUAUGGAAGAAUUUGUCAUAAAGGAACAUUUUGUUCUUGAGAUUGAAAAAAACUAUAAAGUUUCCAUUCAACAUGUUGAGAGCUGUGACCAAGUUUUUGUUCAGAUCUUUGAAGACGCAAAUUCAAUUAAACAAAUGCAAACUCUGAUAAAAUCUCUUCAUCCUUCUUUAAAAACUUGCCAAAGCAGUCUUAAACCUGGUAGUUAUGUGACCACAGAUUGCUUCCUUAGAGCUAAGGCCAUUCAAGUUACGGGAGAUGAAGUGGAAAUUUACAACAUUGAUGUUGGUACAACAUAUUUCGUAUCUUUGGGUUCAUUAAGGUACAUGAACAGCAGUAUUGCCAGUUAUCCUGUCUUUGGUAUUCGCUGUUCAUUAAGCAGGUUAAAUAAAGGUGGAAGUUGGAGUGAGGACGCCACUAAGUUCUGUUUGAAACUUAUUUCUGUUGGGAUGUCUAUGAUUAUGAAAGUGGUUCAAAUUCCAACUACAAUACUUGCAGACCAAGAAUAUUCCGUCAUCCUUUACAGCGAAAAACCGAGUCGUAAUCUAAACGCAAGAGUUCUGGAUGAUGAGUUAAGUCUCAUGGUAGCUCGUACUGUGAAGUUUUCAAAUCCUUUCAGGUUCCAGCCUAAAAGCUGUGCGAAGUUUCCUAAUGAUGAAUAUUUACAUCUUUUCAUCCUUAGCGUGUUAUGCACAACUGAAGUUGAGGUUUGUAUUGUGGGCGAGCAAUACUCGUACAAGUUGUGUCAACUGGAAAGCGCAAUGCUGGCCUUCUAUAAUAAACCAGAAAACAGAGGAGUAUUAGCGUUACCACAACCCCCACCUUUAAAUUGCGUUUAUGCUGUUCUUCAAGAGGAAACUUGCGUGAGGGGAAAAUUGAUCUCAAUAAAUGGCAACGAAGCUGAAGUGUAUCUUGUUGAUAAUGCUGCGUUUGAAACGGUUGCAAUCUCGUGCUUACACCCGCUCAAAUACGCUUAUUCACAGUUUCCGACUCAGGUUGUCACAGUUUCUCUUGCUGGCCUUGAGCAACCUACUUUAGCCAACCACUCAACUAUCCUACAAUACCUCAGCGAAAACAUCGACAACAAACCAUGCGUGGCGAAAAUCGUGGGCAGGUUUGGAGAAGAACAAGACCAGAUUGUUGUGGAACUGCUAGACACGAGUGGCUCUGUCGAUGUUCAUGUUAACAAAGUUUGCAGAAGUCUAGUUUACUCACCUAAACAUUACCCUUCACCUGACACUACUGUUCCUGUUAUUGUCCGACACAUAGAUCAGGAUGCUGGGUUGAUAUUCCUCAACAUAUCGGGUGAAAACCUGACAGCUCUCCAUCGGGGUAUGAAUGAGAUCCAAUCCAUGAUCAGUCCAAGGCGUUCCCAGAUCUCUAAACUUGCAACAGAUCUGUACAUUGGUAAAGAGUGUUUGGCUUGCAUCUCUGGCUCUUACUAUAGAGUUGUAAUUGAAGAAUUCACAAACCAAAAGCCCCGAGAUGUAAAAGUAUUUUUGAUCGAUGUUGGUAGGAUGGAAUACAUCUCACAAGGUGCAUUAUUGAAAAUGGCGUCAGAGUCGCUCCUUUCCAUCCCACCACAAGCAGAAUGCUGCAAAAUUUCAUCACCCCAAGAAACCAAAGAGAUGCUGGCUGCAGCUGGAGACUUUCUGCACAUGAACCUUACCACAGCAAUUGACCAACUAACCACCAGUGAGUCAGUAAUUGCUCGGUUUGAUAAAAUCGAAUCCAGUGACGGAGGACCCCACUGCAUAUCAUUGUGGAUUGAUAGCCCAAUGGGGAUGAAAACAAGAAUCAUCUCAGAUGAUGAAGAAGGUCCAAGAGUUGAUGAGGUGCGAGACAGAUCAAGAUCAUUUUCUUCCACCUCUUCCUCACUGCUCAACUCUCCUUUGAGCACCAAUUCAUCAACCCCUGCUCUUCAUGAUUCAUUUUCUUCAAUGAAUUUAGUCGGAGCUCCGAAAAUUGAAACUCCGGACUCGGCUGCAAAGCAUCAAGUAUAUAAAACCAAGGAUAUUAACCACAAUACUGAGAUAAUACUUUCAAGUAUUUCCCCCAAUACAUUAGCAUUAGCACCACGUGUUAACAAACAUGAGAGUCCACCAAAGCCACUGAGGAGAGAGGAUGUUGUUUUACCAUCUAACUCCCUAAUUCCCGUCCGUGUCGAAAAUGUAAUUUCUCCAAUCCAUUUUAAUCUCAUUCUCCUUGAUGAUUUACAAAAGAGAGAUCAUCUAAGAAAAACAAUGACAGCUUUCUAUAGGAAAAGGCCCUCACAAAGUAAGGUUGCUCUCAACCAAAUAAACUGUGGAUCUGUGUAUGCUGCGGCAUAUGAAGAUGAUGCUGGUGUUGGUUGGCACAGGGUGAAGGUACAGAGCAGCAUCAAUGGACAAGUAUGCGUCUACUUUCUCGACUACGGCAUGUGCGAUGUUAUAAGUGAUACAGCUUCGUUUUAUCGCUUGGAAAAAGGCUUUGAAAUCCUGCCACCUUUAAGCUUGGUUGGGCGCCUUGCGGGGAUUCAACCACUAGAUGAUGCUGCAGACUGGGAUGACGAAACUUGCGACAGAUUCACUAACUUAGUCAUAAACCGGGAUUUUUAUGCCCAAUUUUUUCGGAUGAAAUUGGACUUGGAUGAUAGGAUGCCGGAUUGUCGUGUCUUCAACAUUUCACUCUGUGAUACAAAAACUGGGGUUGAUGUUUGGAUUAAUGAUGUUCUUGUCGAUAUUUGGAACUGUGCUGAAUAUGUUGCCUGAACUGUGAGACAUUUAUUUGUAAACUGUCUUUUUUUCACUUUGUUGCAUUUUCUGUUUUCACUUUUGGUGCCGCAACAAAGUGUAUGUAAAUACCAUGUUGAAAACUGUGAAAAGUUUUGUAAACAUUGCAGUGAAUUUACCGACAUGACUUCCUUUCAUAUGAUUGCAGAUUGCAGUGUUUUGUAAACCAUAUUUCGAUUAGUUUGUUGACAUUUUUUCUUUUCAUUUGUGUUGCAAUUAUGUUUGAACUUCACUGUGUUGCCAUUACUGCUGUAGGUGUAACAUUAUAAAGAUAAUUCACAGUGAACAUGCCUCUAUUGGAAUGUGCCUAAUACUUGAUGCUGUAUUAUUAUUUUUUGCCUUGCAAUUUACACUGCCUUUCACACACGCACGUGUUCACAUUUAACCACUGCCUUUUGUAAUGUAUCUUUGCCUCACCAUCGUACCCAAUAUACACCAGUAAACUGUGAUUCCGUAAAAUCGAGAUUCAUUCCUUCGUUUGCCAGUUUAAUUUACACAUUUUUCUGAAUUUCUUUUCACAAAUUUUCGUUCUUUUUUUCAG